Octodon degus (degu) is the source of this 939-nucleotide messenger RNA. Its product is annotated as olfactory receptor 9-like. Gene Ontology annotation, biological process: G protein-coupled receptor signaling pathway. The coding region runs from base 1 to 939 and encodes 312 amino acids. Lineage: Eukaryota; Metazoa; Chordata; Mammalia; Rodentia; Octodontidae. Gene Ontology annotation, molecular function: olfactory receptor activity; G protein-coupled receptor activity. The record is from RefSeq and is a predicted model, not a curated record. Gene Ontology annotation, cellular component: membrane. The transcript has a single exon.
AUGGAAAGUGCCAAUGGCACAGCAGUGACUGAGUUUGUUCUGCUGGGGUUCUCAGGUUUUCGCUCCCUCCAACGACCUCUGUUUUGGGGGGUGCUCUGCAUCUACUUGGUCACCUUGCUGGGAAACUCCCUGAUCAUCGUCCUCACAAUGGCUGACUCUGCCCUCCACUCCCCCAUGUACUUCUUCCUUCGCCACUUCUCCCUGGUGGAGAUCCUCUACACCACCACCAUCGUGCCCAGGAUGCUGGCUGACCUCCUGUCCACACACCCCACCAUCCCACUAGCCAGCUGCUUCACCCAGCUGUAUUUCUUGUCCUUCUUUGGAGUCACUGAAUGCUGUCUGCUCACUGCCAUGGCCUAUGACCGCUAUGCUGCCAUCUGCCGGCCACUGCACUACACCACCCUGAUGAACAAUGGAGCAUGCAAUGGCAUGGUGGGGGCCUCCUAUCUCAUGGGUGUUAUCACUGGCACCACUCACUCCAUCUGCAUCUUCACGUUGUCCUUCUAUGGUGCCAACAAGAUCCACCACUACAUGUGUGACAUCAUGCCUGUGCUGAGACUGGCUACUGAGAGCACCUUCAGGGGUGAGGUUGGGAACCUUACUGUCACAAUAUCAUUUGUCCUGACCCCAUUUUUGUUAAUCAUGUUCUCCUAUGCCUGUAUUCUCGCCACCAUCCUUGGGGUUUCAACAUCCUUGGGACGUCGAAAGCUGUUCUCCACCUGCUCUUCCCAUCUUUUUGUGGUUAUUCUCUUUUUUGGGACUGCUACUGUGGCUUAUCUGAGGCCUGAUGCAGGCUCAUCUCCUGACACAGACCAGAUUAUUGGCAUUUUCUACACAGUUGUCACCCCUAUGUUCAACCCUUUUGUUUAUACUUUGCGGAACAAGGAGGUUACAGGGGCUAUGAAGCGACUCAUGAAUAGCUACCUCUGGAGCCUUUAA